This is a messenger RNA of Alosa sapidissima (American shad), 3048 nucleotides long. Its product is annotated as keratin, type II cytoskeletal 8-like. Gene Ontology annotation, cellular component: keratin filament. NCBI's taxonomy places the organism in Eukaryota, Metazoa, Chordata, Actinopteri, Clupeiformes, Clupeidae. Gene Ontology annotation, biological process: intermediate filament organization; keratinization. The record is from RefSeq and is a predicted model, not a curated record. Gene Ontology annotation, molecular function: structural constituent of skin epidermis.
UGCGUUUGGUAGACUACAGCAGGAUGUCAGGCCACUUCAGUAGCCAUACAGACUUCAUCCGUCAUCGCGGUUAUCGCGUUGCCCAGAUCAACAAGGCAGGGUACGCUGUGGGAGGAGUGAAGAUGGUGCAGGGGCAUGCACGGUAUGCGGUAUCGGAUUACGCGUACCGGGUCGGGGGCUGGUGCAACAGGCCGGCCGUGAGCGCUACACUCCGUACACAUGUCGACUACGACAAGAGGCUCCUGACCCCCAUCACCAUGAAUAUCGACCCCGACUACAAGAAUGUCCGCAAUCAGGAGAAAGAGCAAAUCAAAGUCCUGAACAACCGCUUCGCCUCCUUCAUCGAUAAAAGGGGGCGUAACCUGGAGCAGCAGAACAAGAUGCUGGAGACCAAGUGGAGUCUCCUGCAGGACCAGACAACUUCUCAUUCCAAAAUCGACCAACUAUUUGAGGCCUACAUCAGUAACCUGCGCCACCACCUCGACUGUCUGGGUCAUGACAAGGUCCGUCUGGAGGGAGACCUGCACAAUAUGCAAGAACUGGUGGAGGACUUCAAGAAGAAAUACGAGGAUGAGAUCAACAAGCGCAUUAGCUGUGAGAAUGAAUUUGUGCUCUUGCAGAAGGACUCAGAGGACGCCAAGAUGGCUGCAUGGGAGCUGAAGGCAACACUGGACAAUCUGAAUGAUGAGGUCCACUUCCUCAGGAAGCUCUAUGACUUGGAACUGCAAGAGCUGCAAGCCCAGAUAAAGGACACAUCCGUGGUGGUGGAGAUGGACAACAGCAGGAAUCUAGACAUGGACGCCAUCGUGGCUGAGGUCAAAGCCCAGUAUGAGGACAUCACCAACCGCAGCAAGGCUGAGGCUGAAACCUGGUACAAACAGAAGUAUGAAGAGAUGCAGGUGUCUGUCACUAAGUCCAGCAGUGAAAUGCAAUCCUCCAAAGCUGAGAUUGCUGAGUGCAACCGCAUAAUCACAAGGAUUCAUUCAGAAAUCGACACCAUCAAAGGACAGCGGGAAAAGCUAGAGACACAGAUCGUAGAGGCAGAGGAGUGUGGACAGCGGGCAGUGACAAAGGCCCGUGGCAGCAUCAAGGACCUGGAGGCUGCCCUCCAGCGCACCAAGCAGGACAUGGCAAAACAGGUGCGCGAGUACCAGGAGCUCAUGAAUGUCAAGUUAGCGCUGGACAUCGAGAUCGCCACCUACAGGAAGCUGCUGGAAGGAGAGGAGAGCAGACUGGUACAUGGCUUCCAAGCCAUCGCCAAGCACAGAUCCACAAACUACGCGUUCCCUUUGGAGACCUCGGGCAUGACCCUUGACCUCCACUCCCCAAGCCCGAUGGAAUCUUCGCGCUACAGCCUAGCUCCUCAUCCAUGACCGCAGGGACCUCAAGGGACAUCGGUGAAAGUGUCCCAGUCAAGGGCCCAACAGCAGAGGAGUUGAUAUUAGGGCUGGUUGAUAUGGCUUAAAAAAAAUCUCAGAUUUUUUCACACCAAACCCGAUUUUGUCCUUUUAUCCUAUAUGAGCUGGUAAUUGCAUAGGUUACAAUGUGCGAAUUGUAGGCUGUUUAUUUGGACCUUUUGACCUUUCUGUCUCUAAUAUAUGUUAUACCUUGUCCUCUUUGAAUGGCUGUGUGCAUGAAAUAACCAGUCACAUAACAUAGCCUAAACAAUAGCAAUAUUAUCUGGCUAAUGCAUUUCAUGUCUAGGCCUAGUCUGUUUUCUUUGAUGUGAAGGCCUAUUAGUGAAAAAACUGGCUGUGUCACUACUUGAGUCCCAAAGUUGGAAAAUGUACCAUGUUUCUAUUGUUGCACAUAUAGCUGCCAAAUAUACCCCAUGGUCAACAACCACUUGAAAAAUCAUACCAAGAGUGGGGAACAUGCCAAAUAUACCCCAUGGUCAACAACCACUUGAAAAAUCAUACCAAGAGUGGGGAACAUGCCAAAUAUACCCCAUGGUCAACAACCACUUGAAAAAUCAUACCAAGAAUAGGGAACAUGCUAUGUUGGCAAUCAAAAAUUACUUAUUUGUCUGCCUGAUCCUCAACAGCUGUCUCAAAGUUAUUGGGAGGGUAUUUUGUAAACAUUCUGUUCAUGAAAUUUAAUUGUGGCAUACUGUAUGUUUUACAAUCAGAAAUGAUCAUAUUAUGUCCGAUAGAGAGAGUAGAUUAGCUGGAAACAGCUGUCACGGUUUGCAGGUUUUCACCAGUAUCAAGCACCAACCUUUAAUCACCUUAAUAAUUUACGUAAUAAUUCAUCCAUCUGUUAGCUAUAUAUUUUUCUGAUAAUGAUGAUGAUUAGCCUUUAUUGCCUCCUAAGAUAAAUUAUUUUGUGCAAUCUGGAGACAGAAUAAAGUGGAUGCACACAGGCAGCCAGUGGUGGGUAGUAAUGCGUUACAAGUAACGCAAAUGAGUAAAAAAAGUACUUUUUUCGGGUAACGAAUACUUUCCAAGUUCCUUUUUUAAGGCUGUAAUUUUACUCUUACUCGAGUAAAUAUUUGAACUAGAAUUUGUACUCUUUACUCAGUUACAUUUCCCAUUGGGCCUUCAUUAAAAUGAGCAUUUCGAUAGAAGUAGGCUACACAUAUCUUCGUUGACUAUAACACAAGCAUACAUGUUAGCGACACGCCCUCCCUAGGUUGCAACAUUGUUGCGAUUACACAGCAGAGAAGGGAGUCGGCCGUUAUGUUGGUACUGAGGACUAGAAACGCCAUGGAUGCAGAGAUGAACGUUAGUAGCCUACUACCAAAAGCAGCCCCCACUCCCAUGGUCAACGUCUGGCCACAUCUGCAACACUGUUCCGUCCCAUGCGAAGGAAGGGAGACAACCGUAUAAUGAAAGGAAUGUGUCAGCCUAAGCAUAACAAUAUCAGCCUUCAAAAUGUUGAGGUAUUAUUUUCUAUCAGUGGUUCUCGUAGUGCUACUUAGCGAGCUAGUACUAGCUGUAGGCUAUUCGACUGAAACAAAGGCUAUUUCUUGACAUAACUCAGGGGUCUCCAAAAAUGGUGCCCGCGGGAGAAUAGUUAUUAUACAAUGCGUGAACAAAACAGGCAUGA